AUGCCUUUCCGUCAUCGUCGUCAUCAUCAUCGCCUCCCUUUCCUCCAACUCACCCCUCACUGCUUUCUCCCAUCCCCCGCAGGCGCCUCAUUUGGAGAAUCCAUGUACGGCCUUCGCCGCAUCUCCACCGUUCCCCACCGCCCUUCACCCAGCCAAGCAGCAUUACGAACAGGGGGCGCAGCAGGGGGAGCAGCAGGGGCGGAGGGGGCAGGCAGAGGAGAGAGGGCGGCAGGGGGUCAGGAGGGCGGGUCAGCAUCAUAUGGCAUGUCUCGCAAGCAGGGGCGCUUUCUCUUCUCUUUCUGGUCAGUGCCCCUGCCAAGCUGUGCGCUCUGUUUGCUGCCCGCCAGAGGCAAAGACAGGCCGGCUCUUUAUAUCGACUCAACUACACCCCAUACCCCCUACCACAUACCAGGUGCUGCUGCCCUACCUGCGCGCCAAGCUCCACGCCCUGUUUGCCGCCCGCUAGAGGCAGAGGCAGGCCCGCUCUUUAGGUCGACUCAAAACACUCCCUACCCUCUACCACAUACCGCAUACCAGGUGCUGCUGCCCUACCUGCGCGCCAAGCUGCAUGCUCUGUUUGCCUUCCGCCAGAGGCAGAGGCAGGCCCGCGCGCUGUGGGUGGGGGGCGAUGGGGCGGACGAGGGGUGGGGGGGAGUGGAGGAGGGGGAGUGGGGGACGGGGAGGGAUGGGGGAAAUAAUGCUGCUCUGGGGCAAGGGGAUGGGGAUGGGUAUGGGGAUGAGUAUGGUGGGGCCAUGGGAGGUGAAGAGCGCAGUGAGAGUGGCAGCAGCCCUGGGAGCAUGGGCUCUGUUGGUUCCCUGCAUGGGCACGAACAGUCAGCUGAUGGGCUGGGGACUGAUGGAUUGAGGGAUGAAACGCCAGGGGGUGGGGGUGUGGCAGCAGCAGCAGCAGCGGCAAGAGUUACGGAUGGGCGUGAAGAGGGAGGAGAAGGAGAGGAGGAGGUGGGCGGGCAAGGGGGGCAGGUGGUCACAGGAGGGGCUGCUGCUGGCAGUUCAGAUGCCAGAGGCAAUGGGGGAAGGAGGAGCAGUGCAAUUGGCAGCAGCAGCAGCAGGAGCAGUGCGAGGGGCAGCAGGAGGUGGCGGCAGGUGGUGCGAGUGCUGCGGUGGUUGCAGCGGCGGGCUGUGAGAGGGGCCGCUGCCGCGUACCCCUGGGUGCAGGCGCCAUAUGAAGGCGUGUGUCUGCUGUACCAGCUGCUCUACGUCAUGGACGCCACGCCUCACUACUCGCCCGUACUGCACCUCCUCUCCCUCUCGCUGCGCCGAGCCACUCCACAGGAGCUGAUGCAUGCAUCUUCUUCUCUCCCAUCCCUGCCGUCUAGGCAGAUGCAUGCAUCUUCUUCUCUCCCAUCCCUGGCGUCGGCAAGUGCCUCAGACCCAUCGCCCCUCCCCUCCCACCGUGCAGGCCGAGGCCUCUUCCUCCAUCUCCACCCGCCGUCAGCGAGAGUUCGAGCGCCUCCCGGGGUCACCUGCAAUAAGGGUGAGAUAUUGGGCCAAGCCGUGCAAGCAGCGCUCCUGAAAGCCCUCUACUUCACAAUGGACUAUGCCCAGACGUCUGUCAUCGCUGCGGUCUUUGCCUUCAAGGUGGCCCCUGCAGGCAUUCCCGUGCCUGCCGAUCGCUCCCUGUGUCCGCUCUGCCUCUGCCGUCGCACCAACCCCACCGCCCCUGCCACCUCCGGCUUCAUCUUCUGCUACCCCUGCAUCUUUGCAUACGUGGAUAAGGUUGGCUGUGACUCCGGCUUCAUCUUCUGCUACCCCUGCAUCUAUGCCUACGUGGACAAGGCAAGUAAUCCUUUUGGUCGCUGCCCCAUCACCCACCACCCCACCACAGUGGACCAACUUAGACGACUCUUCCCCGACGCAUAG
This is a messenger RNA of Closterium sp. Naga37s-1, 1881 nucleotides long. The record is from the annotation of a GenBank genome assembly. NCBI's taxonomy places the organism in Eukaryota, Viridiplantae, Streptophyta, Zygnematophyceae, Desmidiales, Closteriaceae.